UUCGCUGAUAUUUUGUUAUGAAGUAAUUUUAGGUUAAAUUAGCCAGACUAAUUUUGGGUUAGGUCGAUAUCAGUUAAAAUCUUUGGAUAAUUUUAAUAGACUGAAAUAGGUUCGGAUAUACAUCAGAUUCUAAUACUACUAUUGUAAUGACCCACCACUCCCACCAUCUCCACUUUUUUUCUCCAACGCCACCACUUCCACCUUCUUCUCCACCAUCUCCACCUUUUUCCCCACCAUCUCCAUCUUCUUUAAAGCUUGAGAGAGAGAGAAAGAGAGAGAAGAAGGAGAAGAAGGAAGAAAGCUCACCUGAGCUCGUCACCGGAGCAACCGUGCGCCGUGACCACGUUCAGCUUGCCACCACCGAUAAACACCCUAGAUUUGGAGUCCAUUUGAGCAGCUGGAGGUCAUAUAUACCACUUCUCUUCAUUGCUAAGAUGCUGCCAAGGAGAAGAACCACCUGUGCUCAGACCGCCAGAGCCGUUAGAGACGAGGUAGAUGAGCAUGAGCAGCCCGCAGUUCCACCACCCGCGGCUCCACCAGUUGAUCAGGAUGCAUUGAGACAGAUGGUUCAGGAUGCCGCUAGACAGGCCGCUCAGGAAGCACUUCAGCAGAUUGCCCAGGAGGCAGCCAGACAGGCCGCUCAGGAGGCCGCCCGAGUAGCUGCUCUGGAGGUUGCUCGUCAGAUGGCUGCCGUUCAGCAGGGACCGCAGAUUCAGGUUCAGCAAGUUCCACUGGUUCAGGUCCAACAGGAUCAGCAGAUUCCAGCUCAGCAUGAUCAUCAGGAUCCCGUUCAGCAGGUUCCCCUUCCACAGGUUCCACUGCAGCAGGGUCCAGUUCAGCAGUUUGCUCAUGGUGUUCAGGAUCUACGGCCACCACCACCGCGACCUCAUGUUUACCCGGUUUAUAAUGAGAGGUUCUACAGGCUGACAUGUCAGAUGAGAAACAUGGAGAUGGAGCAUUUUAGCGGGACAGUGGAUGCUGUAGCUGCACACGAUUGGAAGUUAGCCUUGCAGCGGAAGCUGGAGAUUAUUGAGUGUCCACCAGAGUUGUCGCUCAGAUUGACUAUGCAGUACCUUCGUGGAGAUGCUCUUAUAUGGUGGGAGGGAAUACGAUUGAGCCAUUUUGGGCCAGAGAGACUUACCUUCGCUGAUUUCAUUCGAGAGUUCGAUAGGAAAUAUUUUCCGAAGGAAGCGAUGGAUAGGAAGAAGUGCGAGUUCGAGCAUGUAAGCCAGGGAGAGAUGUCUAUCAGGGAGUAUGAGGUUGUGUUCAACCAACUUCGCAGAUUUGCAGGAGUGGGCAUUUCAGAAGAAGACUUGAUUAGAAAGUUUUUGAGUGGGAUGCGAGUAGAGAUUCGAAACAGGUGCCGUGUCGUCACUUAUCACAGAUUGGGAGACUUGGUGGAGAAAGCUGCCGAGCAGGAGGCAGGUUUGGCAGAGGAGCAGAAGUACUCCAAGGCAGAUCAGCCUAAGUUUGGAGGGACUUCAGAGGCACAACAGAGGACAUGGGACAAACCGAGCAUACAAUGCUUUUAUUGUGGAAAGAUGGGACAUAAGAGUAGGGUUUGUCGGAAUAGGCUAUUUGAUGCCCAGGUUGCGCCACCAGCAGCGGCAGCAGCACCAGUAGUGGAUGUUAGGAACUGUUUUGGUUGUAACCAGCCUGGUCACAUUUUCAGAGACUGUCCGAGGAGGGGUAAUGCAGCGCUUCCACCACCACCGAAGCGUUUAGCCAUCGCUCCACGUGUGUUUACGGUUGGAGAUCCCCAAGGAGCUGAGCCGAUAGCGGGUAUGUUCUUAUCAUACUUGCUUGUGUUAAUAUUUGUGGUUUUGUGGUUAUCUUGUAUAGUUCGAGAUUAGUGAACCUCGUGUAUGAUUGGUUUUGGCUGGUGUGAGUUACCUCACAACUUAUUUGACUUAAGAGCUUUUCAUAAUUUUGUGAAUUCGCGUUUGGUUAAGUUUUAGUCUUUUUGGAGGGAUCUUCUAACCGAAAGAUAAGCGAAUUUAGAUUGUUGUUAUGGAGAGCUUGUUGUUAUGGAGAGUUUGAGAGCGAUCAGGAAUUCAUCGUGAUGUACCUGUUAUCAUUUGAGUAUUAUGAUGGCACCGUCGAAGUAUUAUGGUGGGUCUGGUCGUACACCACUUUGUUGGACCAAAGUGGGGGAGCAAUAUGAGUUAGAACUAUUAAUGGUUCAAGAGACCGUAGAGCAAAGGACAUGCUCAAGGAUUGGCUUUCGGAAGCCCAUGACGUCAGAGGAUUUAUGCAGCUAAGCACCGUAAGGAUUUGGAGCUACAUAUGGGCAUACCUUAAAAUAAGGACAUUUCAGGAGGGACCUAAGACUCAGAAGAUAAAUGAGCUUAAACCGAGACACAUGGAAUUGUAUCCUUCACUGGAGUAGAUUGGAUUAGUUGCUUGCUAUUACUUUAUCAGCAGUAUAUCAACCUUCUAGUACUUAGUUCAUAUGACAGCAUUGCAAAAGUUGAGAAGGCGCUAUAAUUAUUUUGCAGUAGACGUCAAGUGAGUUCAUAAAUAUUUUAUGGACCUUAUCAUCUAUUGAAGAUUUUGGAUCAUCAUGAGAAAACAGUUCGGGGAAUAUCGACUGUGUUUGUCCGAGUUCGUUGGAGAGGGAGAUAAGACUCAGGAGGAGACCUGAAAGGCCGAGCGAAGAUUAGUAUUCGAGGUUUUGCUAUGAUGACAUUGGGCACGUCAGCUUAUGACAUGAAUUCGGGGACGAAUUCCUUAUAAGUGGGGGAGAAUUGUAAUGACCCACCACUCCCACCAUCUCACUUUUUUUCUCCAACCCCACCACUUCCACCUUCUUCUCCACCAUCUCCACCUUCUUCCCCACCAUCUCCAUCUUCUUUAAAGCUUGAGAAAGAGAGAGAGAGAGAGAAAGAGAGAGAGAAGAAGGAGAAGAAGGAAGAAAGCUCACCUGAGCUCGUCACCGGAGCAACCGUGCGCCGUGACCACGUUCAGCUUGCCACCAUCGAUAAACACCCUAGAUUUGGAGUCCAUUUGAGCAGCUGGAGGUCAUAUAUACCACUUCUCUUCAUUGCUAAGGUGAGAUUAAGGGCUAGAUACUGGUGAUGGUGGACACUGAAAGCCAAUAGGAAAAACCAUAUUACAAGCGAAAAAUAUUGUUCUAACGGCCUUAUCGAUACCGUAAACCAAAGGAAGUGGCCUGAAGACAAAGCAGAGGCAAUCGGCUACUUGGACGUUCGUAAGGCCAGUGAUAGCACUGCAACACGGCCGUGCUCUGGUGUCGCCAGCAAUGACAUUGGCUAGGCCAAGGACAUUGGCGCAUACACCAAGUUGCAAUGGAUCUCUAGGACACGUACCAAAGCCCGGUGAAGGCGAGAGAAAGAGGUCAGCCUCGGCGAGGCUGAAGAUGAGGAAGAUGAUGAUGAGGCUAAUGGUGGUUGAGCUCUUUGAGACCAUUUUUAUGUAUUUGUUGAUUUUAAAGUGUGAAUGCUUGUGGUGAGGCUUUGUGGGUAGUACAUACUACUAUUUAUAGAGCCAUGAAAAGCAUUGAAUAUAAAACGUCGUCACCUUUAUUAUUUAA
Messenger RNA from Brassica napus (rape), 3553 nucleotides. RefSeq lists its product as uncharacterized. The record is from RefSeq and is a predicted model, not a curated record. NCBI's taxonomy places the organism in Eukaryota, Viridiplantae, Streptophyta, Magnoliopsida, Brassicales, Brassicaceae. The transcript has 5 exons. Gene Ontology annotation, molecular function: zinc ion binding; nucleic acid binding. The coding region runs from base 147 to 1853 and encodes 568 amino acids.